GAUCCCCCUCCCUUUCCCCCUGCACUACAGCAACCUUCAUAUCCAGUCCCUGUACAUGUGUGUGCGUGCGGCACUCUCAACUAUUCCUCCCUGACAUUCCACAGCAGAUGUGGGAUUGACUGCUGGGAUACAGAAACAGAGAAAGUCACGGGAAUAUUCUUUGGAUCUGUGCAUUUUUAAAACUACUUUGGAUCAAACCUUCAGUGCUUUUCUUCUUUCAGACAUUUGGAUGAAGCUGUUGGGAAACAGCAUCAUUACACAGACUCUGCUACUGAAACUUCCAAUUUCUUUGGGGAUUUUAGACUUUGGGGACUAAACAACCCCAGGCAGCGUACACUAGAAGAUCCUAAACAAAAGGGCUGAAGAAGCCCUGUGAUCUCUACAAUGGCAGACGUCAUGCAGCUCAGUCCCAACAGUCUACAAAUGCCAGGUGAUGAUAGAUCAGCCUGUACAUCUCCAUCUGGUUCUCCAUCUCCUUCCAGAAAUGAGUGCAGCAUCACUCCUCUCACUCCUUCCCCCUCUCCGCGGACAGAGGUUAGACCACGAGUGGCUCGUCCAUUUUCUGUGGUUGUUGCUAUAGAUUUUGGCACCACCUCCAGUGGCUAUGCAUUCAGUUUCACAGAAGAUCCCGAGACCAUUCACAUGAUGAGACGGUGGGAGGGUGGUGAUCCUGGUGUAGCCAAUCAGAAGAGUCCAACCUGUCUGUUGUUGACCCCUGACCUCCGGUUCCACAGUUUUGGCUUUGCAGCCCGAGACAGCUAUCACGACCUUGACCCUGAGGAAGCCAGGCAUUGGCUCUACUUUGACAAAUUCAAAAUGAAAAUCCACAGUACUUGUGAUCUCACUAUGGAGACCGAGCUGGAGUCUGUUAGUGGAAGAAGAGUUCGGGCUAUUGAAGUGUUUGCUCACGCCUUGAGGUUCUUCAGAGAACAUGCUUUAAAGGAGGUGAAGGACCAGUCUUCCUCUGUGCUGGAAGGUAAUGAAGUACGAUGGGUCAUCACUGUUCCUGCGGUGUGGCGGCAGCCAGCAAAGCAGUUCAUGCGAGAAGCUGCAUAUUUGGCAGGUUUGGUGACUCCAGAUUCUCCUGAGCAGCUCCUCAUAGCUCUUGAACCAGAGGCUGCAUCCAUCUACUGCAGGAAGCUCCGUCUACACCAGGUCAUUGACCUCAGUCAACGACCAAUAACCAAUGGUUUAGAAGUGGAUGGGUCCCGCCCUUUCGAUUCCAGUUUUAGGCAAGCCCGCGAGCAGCUCCGCAGAGCCAGGCAUAGCCGAACUUUUCUGGUGGAGAGCGGUACUGGAGAAUUGUGGUCAGAGAUGCAGACAGGUGACCGGUACAUUGUGGCAGACUGUGGUGGUGGGACAGUGGAUCUGACGGUGCAUCAGAUUGAGCAGCCACAGGGCACUUUGAAGGAGCUUUACAAAGCCUCAGGGGGUCCUUAUGGAGCAGUUGGUGUAGAUCUUGCCUUCGAGGCUAUGUUGUGCCAGAUCUUUGGGGCUGACUUCAUUGAGAAUUUUAAAGCUAAACGUCCAGCAGCUUGGGUGGACCUUACCAUUGCAUUUGAAGCCCGCAAGCGCACAGCGGCUCCUGGCCGGGCCAACUCAUUAAACAUCUCUCUGCCCUUUUCCUUCAUCGACUUCUACAAGCGACACCGGGGGCAGAGUGUGGAGACUGCCUUGCGCAAGAGCAAUAUGAAUUUUAUAAAAUGGUCAUCUCAAGGGAUGCUGAGGCUGUCUGCGGAAGCCAUGAAUGAGCUUUUCCAGCCGACCAUCAACAAUAUCAUUAAACAUAUUGAGAACCUGAUGCAGAAGGAGGAAGUAAAGGGUGUGCGUUUUCUCUUCUUGGUUGGAGGAUUUGCAGAGUCACCCAUGCUUCAACGCGCGGCACAAAAUGCACUAGGGCGGAACUGCCGUAUCAUAAUUCCACAUGACGUAGGUCUAACCAUCCUAAAGGGUGCAGUCCUGUUUGGUCUAGAUCCCACUGUUGUACGCGUACGCCGUUGCCCAUUAACGUACGGUGUUGGGGUUUUGAACCGCUUUGUGGAAGGCCGACACCCUCGUGAUAAGCUUCUCAUCAAAGAUGGCCGAGAAUGGUGCACUGACAUCCUGGACCGAUUUGUAAGCAUUGAUCAAUCGGUGGCCUUGGGAGAGGUGGUGAGGCGGAGCUACACUCCAGCAAGAAUGGGACAAAGGAAGAUCAUCAUCAACAUCUACUGCAGUGACACUGAUGACAUAACCUACAUUACUGACCCCGGGGUGAGGAAGUGUGGUGCCAUCACACUAGACCUGCUCGAAUCAGGGGCAAUGGCAGCUAGCGCUGGUGACAACGAUAAAGGUUCAGCAUUUGAACGCAGAGAGAUUCGCACAACAAUGCAGUUUGGAGACACUGAGAUCAAAGUCACAGCUGUUGAUGUGGCAACCGGCCGACUGGUGCGGGCAUCAAUUGACUUCCUGUCCAACUGAUCCUAUUGUGCUGUUCCUGGAGAGAACUGGAAUGUGAAUGUGAAGGACAUUUAACGACAGCUAAUCUUAUCAGUUAAUGGCUUAAAUAAUAGCUUUGAGGUUGAAGAUCUGAAUAUCCAAGGAUUGCAGAUAUAAAAACUGGAAGGUUAAAGGAUAAACUACAAAGCAGCAGCUAUGAGGACGGUCUCUGUAUUAAGUGUACUGUAAGCUUUGUAUUAGAUUCUAAAUUAUAAGAAAUCUUUGGACGGCAGCGCAUUUACAUGAAUUAUCAAAUAAGCUUACAUUUUUUGGCAUAGUUUCUUUAAAUGCGUUUCGUAUUAGUUUAUUAACACAGAGAAACUAGUUUUAGUUCAGUUACUCCUUGUGGUGGUCAUCACACAUACAGUAAAUAGCCAUUAUAUUCCUUCCAGGCUUGCAGACACUUAGUAUUUUAAUUAUCAGAUAAAGCCACUUAAGUGUUUUUUUUUUUUUUUGGUAAACAUAUUCUCUAUAACUGUACACUAAUCAUUUAAAAACUUGUAUCAAGACACAUCUAGUUUUAAAUUAUGAUUGCGCCACCUGGAGGUAAGAAGAGGAAGUGAUUAGUCAGAAUGAUAUUAAGAGGAUGAUUAACACAAAAAUAAAAGUUCAUAUUUUAUGAUUUCCUACACAGGUACAAAACAGGUAGUUACAUUCUGAAAUGCAAUUUGUAAACAUUCUGUUCGAGACAUUUAGAUUUGCUCUUUUUUUUAAGCCGCAGUUAGAAUAGCUAAAGCUUAUGAAAAACUACCUCUCAAGACUUUAAAUUAUACCAGGUUUAAGCUGAAAGUGAUUACAACACUUAUUAUUGACAUUUAAACUUUUAGCUUUUCAUGUUUCUUAUAAGCAAUGUUGAUGGCUUUUUACCUAUCCAGGAGGUAACAUGGAAUCUUCAAGGAUGUUGGUAUUGUUACUAAAAAUGCUGGACAUCAGUCUGACAUAAGGGAAUCAAGCUAGGGCUUAAAUCACAUAACACUGCUGGCAUAUAGUUCCUAAAGUUUGACUUUAGUUUUAUACAUACUUUGAAGCUGUUUAUAUACUAAUCACAAUGCCUGAAAAUAAAUGUUAUUUUCCUUUAACUGUUGUAGUGUAAAUCUUUAAAUUCUAAUGUUUAAAGUCUUUUACCACUCGUGACUAAAACAGUGUUAAAGCACUAAGAAUGAAUGAAAUCACACAAAUAUUGAGAAGCAAAAGUACUGAUUUUAAUGGUCCAAUAAAUAGUUCCACCGAAUGACCAACACAGGAACGUAUCUCAGCAGAGUGCCUGCAUGUCAGUGCUUAUACAGAUCUACAAACUGAUCACUCUUUAUGAGUGUCUGUAUGGUUUGUGUGUGCUCAGACUACCACAAAACAACAUUCAUAUCUCCAACUAUCCAACAGAUGAUUGAAUCCCAUCAAUCUGGAACAAUUAGCAAAAAUGACAUUUUAUUCUGCUUUAGCCUUAGUAAACACACAGAAAUGCUUUGAUUUAAUGGGACCAGAGAGUAACAAAACGGAUCAAGAAAACAAAUCAAGGCCCUGUGAGUGGCCAGCAUAUGUUUUGACUAUCUGAGUCCAGAGGCUCUGCCCAAGACACUACUGGGGAUGGGUGUAGAUUAGUGGGCGUGUGGUCUAC
This is a messenger RNA of Labeo rohita (rohu), 4093 nucleotides long. RefSeq names its product heat shock protein 12B (gene hspa12b). The coding region runs from base 385 to 2460 and encodes 691 amino acids. NCBI's taxonomy places the organism in Eukaryota, Metazoa, Chordata, Actinopteri, Cypriniformes, Cyprinidae. The transcript is spliced from 13 exons. The record is from RefSeq and is a predicted model, not a curated record.